Messenger RNA from Actinia tenebrosa (Australian red waratah sea anemone), 894 nucleotides. Its product is annotated as extensin-like. NCBI's taxonomy places the organism in Eukaryota, Metazoa, Cnidaria, Anthozoa, Actiniaria, Actiniidae. The record is from RefSeq and is a predicted model, not a curated record.
AUGCCUGAUUUAGUGCAUCUACCAUAUGCUAUGUAUCCUAGUGCAUCGACUGUAUCAACUUUACUUUGUCAACACCUCACCUUCACUUCACCAACACCUUCACUUUACCAACACCACACCUUCACUUCACCGACACCUCAUCUUCACUUCACCAAGACCUCACCUUCACUUUUCCAAUACCAUAUCUUCACUUCACCAACACCACACCUUCACUUUUUCAACACCUCACCUUCACUUUACCAACACCACACCUUCACUUUUCCAACACCUCACCUUCACUUUACCAACACCACACCUUCACUUUACCAACACAUCCCCUUCACUUUACCAACACCACACCACACCUUCACUUUACCAACACCUCACCCCACCUUCGUCAACACCUCAGCUCCACUUUACCAACACCUCACCCCACCUUCGUCAACACCUCAGCUCCACUUUANCCUCACCCCACCUUCGUCAACACCUCAGCUCCACUUUACCAACACCUCACCCCACCUUCGUCAACACCUCAGCUCCACUUUACCAACACCUCACCACACCUUCAUCAACACCUCACCUCCACUUUACCAUUACCUCACCUUCACUUUACCAACACCUCGCCUUCACCAUUCAUCAACUUCACUUCACCAACACCUCACCAACACCUCACCUUCACUUCCCCAACACCUCACCUCACCACACCACACCUUCACUUCACCUUCACUUCCCCAACACCUCACCAACACCUCACCUUCACUUCCCCAACACCUCACCAACACUUCACCUUCACUUCCCCAACACCUCACCUCACCACACCACACCUUCACUUCACCUUCACUUCACCAACACCUCACCCUCACUUUAAUGAAAGUAGAAUUCCACACUCAAUUUCAGACCUUUGAGAGGCUUUAG